Messenger RNA from Thamnophis sirtalis, 2081 nucleotides. The record is from RefSeq and is a predicted model, not a curated record. Lineage: Eukaryota; Metazoa; Chordata; Lepidosauria; Squamata; Natricidae.
AAAACUUCAUUAUUUGGUCUGGAACAUAUUUUUUUUGAUGCUGCUAAACAUCUUGUUUGGCAAGAAAGAAAUUCAUCUUUAAAUAACAAUUCAAAGGAUGGGAAAGAAGUGCUCCAAAUAUAUGAAAUGACUGUGGCUAAGCUCUUUGAUAUUUAUGAGCGUAUGAUGGAAGAUUCUAGAUGUGGAAAUGACGAUAAUAGAACUUUUGGAGAAUAUACUGAGAAAUGUGCAGAAGACUCUUGUAACUGUAAAGAUGUUUGCUCUGAACACGAUGCAAAUUGCUUCAUUGGAAAGUCUCUAACUUUACAAGAUAGUUGUAAUAUAAGUGAAAUCUUGGAUGAAGCACAGUCUGCUGAUAUUGGAAGACUGCAACAGCUCAUGAGCAAAUGUACAGUGCAGAUGGAAAUGCUGAAAAAGUAUUUUCAGAUUUUACAAGAGGAGGAUGUAACCACACUGAUAACCCAAGAAAAUAUAUUGGACUUCAUGAAGAAUGGAGGAUUUAAUCCUGUCAUUCUGAAGCCGGAAGCUGUUGAAAUAUAUACUGAAUUGGCAAUGACAUAUGAAACUAUUUUUUUCCUUAAAAACUCAAUAGAGAAACAAGGAGAUAAUCCGCGAUUUCGUAGUUUACUAUGGUUUGAUUUAUCACUUCUACCUGAACUUUUCCAGUGCCAAGAAAAAAUGGCUUUCCUGUCUUAUCGGAAAGAUGAGCUUUUAGAAACAGUGGAGGCUUCCAUCUUUGAACUUCAGGAUGAAUUGAACCUUAUUUAUAACUAUACAGAAGCCUUAAAUUGCUCAUAUGCGCUUCAUCUUCUCACAAGAGAAUUUGUGGAAUUUUCAGAAACAAGAAAAAUGUUAGGAACAUCCAAGUCGCCUGUUUCCAUGUGUGUAGAUUUGGCACCAUAUGCUAUCGCUUUAAAUUAUGGAAGUACAGUUUCUGAAUUAGACUGUAACUAUAGCCAGUUUUCUAAACUUCUUGAGAAAUUGAUGACAUCCAGACAAAAAGAUUUAGGAAAAAUGGCUCACGUUAUGAAGGUGAUGAAAACCAUUGCACAUAUGAAGUUUAUCUGUUCCGAACAGGGGAAAUCACCUCUUCCUGUGGUUAUACAUCAAAUGCUUAAAAACUGGAGAAAAGCUUGUCGGUUGAAACGGCAGCUUGUAAGAACACGGUUAGAUCACAGUGAACAAAAUCUUCAGGCUUCCCAAAUCCUACACAAAAGACCAUUUAAUGUAACUUUAGAAGACGAGCUCUGCCCAUCAGAAGAAAAGACUGAUGUCUCACAUAACAAAAAGAAAAAGGGCCCUAGAUCUUGUUUUACGGCAGAGAAAGAAAUGGAAAGAAAGUCCCGCGGGUAUUGACAGAGCAACUGCUUGUUAUUAGAAAAUGGAGGCAAAACUACAUCAAGAUUGAGUCAGCCCCAUCCUUUCAGUACUCGUGACUUUUCAAGAUAGUGAGCUAUUAAAGAAAAUUAUGGAAAACCUCUUGUCCUUGUUCCUUGUAAACUGCUUUAUUGGAAUGCUUGAGCACUUGUAAUUGGAUUGCAUAAACUCAGUGUUCCCUUAUCUGCAGCUGCUUCUUCAGGAAUGCUAAUUUUUCUGUUUAAAAAAACAUAGUGAGAGUCACUGUCAGUAUAUACAGGACACUUUCUAAUCCAUGUAUAUUUUGCCAGUAAACUGCUUUCAGAAAGAUUGUUACAAAGAGUAAAUACAAGUAUGGUUUUUUUUUAAUCAGUUCAGUUAAUAUGGAUUUUGUUGCGAAGGAAAUAAAAAUAUGUAACUUAAUGUUUUGGAAUCUUAUUAGUUUCUGUUGUGUAUAUAUCUUGCUUUUCAAUCCUGUGGCCUCAUCAAUCCCAUACUGAGAUUUCCAUGUAACUUAAAAAAUAAAAAGAGAUAAAAUAAGCAAAUCUGAACAGCAUAGUGGGUAAGGCACUGUCUAGAAAACGGGAGACCGUGAAAGCCAGCUGGGUGACUUUGGGCCAGUCAUUCUCUUUCUCAGCCCAAGCCACCUGAUAGGGUUAUUGUUACGGGGAAAAUAGGAGUAAGGUGUGUUGGAUAUGUUCACUGCCUUGAGUUAUUUAUAAAAA